UUACAAAAUCUGGCAUGGCUACAUCUCGCUAAUUGUCUGCAUUCUGGGAACCGUAGCCAACACCCUUAACAUCAUCGUGUUGACGCGCAAGGAGAUGCGUUCACCCACCAAUGCCAUACUCACCGGCCUGGCGGUGGCCGAUCUCGCCGUCAUGCUCGAGUAUAUACCCUACACCACACACGACUACAUACUUGCCAAUCAGUUGCCUCGCGAACAGCGCCUCAGCUAUGUCUGGGCUUGCUUCAUUAAAUUCCACUCGAUAUUCGCACAAGUGUUGCAUACAAUUAGCAUUUGGCUGACUGUCACUUUGGCCGUGUGGCGUUACAUAGCCGUUGGUUAUCCGCAAAAGAAUAGUAUCUGGUGUGGCAUGCGCACCACACUGUACACCAUCUUCACAGCAUACAUCGUCUGUAUACUGGUGGUAUCACCAUCUUUGUACUUGGUCACCGCAAUAGUAGAAUUUCUAGAAGCCGUAGAUGAGCAUGGCAAACCGCUAGACUCAGAGCCAUUAACUCAGUACAUAAUCGAUUACUAUAAUGAGUUGGCGAAUCUGACACGUUCGCAUGCACAGGUUACCGCAUCAGCAUUGGCAGUGGGGGCGACGGCAGGUAAUAGCAGUACGUUUGCAGUUGGUACCACCUCCGCAGCGGCAGUAGCCAUGGCAUGGAAUAUGAGUGAUUUGUCCGGCAUGGUAUCGCCAACUACUUCCACAGCAGCUGCAACUGCAACUGCAAGAGCAAUUACAACGAACACACCGGCAUUAACAAUAUCGUCAACGCCAUCGCCAUGGCAGCUGGCCCAUCAUAACAUCACCGUAUACAAGCUGUAUCACAGCGAUUUGGCGUUGCACAACAAAUCCCUACUCAACUCAACCUUCCUCAUCUACAGUGUACUCAUCAAAUUAAUACCUUGCAUAGCGUUGACGAUACUAUCGGUGCGUUUGAUAGUAGCGCUGCUGGAGGCCAAACGACGACGCAAAAUGCUAACUAGCAACGCAGCCAAUGGCAUGAAACCCAUCGUCAAUGGGAAAGUGAUGGAACAGCGACCACGCAAAAAUAGCAAAACGUUGGAAAAGGAGAAACAAACAGAUCGGACGACGCGUAUGUUAUUGGCGGUGUUGUUGUUGUUUCUCAUUACUGAAUUCCCGCAAGGCAUCAUGGGUCUGCUAAACACGAUGCUGGGCGAUGCAUUCUACUUGCAAUGCUACCUGAAAUUUA
Messenger RNA from Rhagoletis zephyria (snowberry fruit fly), 1217 nucleotides. RefSeq lists its product as uncharacterized. Gene Ontology annotation, cellular component: plasma membrane. Gene Ontology annotation, biological process: G protein-coupled receptor signaling pathway. Gene Ontology annotation, molecular function: G protein-coupled peptide receptor activity. NCBI's taxonomy places the organism in Eukaryota, Metazoa, Arthropoda, Insecta, Diptera, Tephritidae. The record is from RefSeq and is a predicted model, not a curated record.